Elaeis guineensis (African oil palm) is the source of this 2179-nucleotide messenger RNA. Its product is annotated as transcription factor bHLH71. NCBI's taxonomy places the organism in Eukaryota, Viridiplantae, Streptophyta, Magnoliopsida, Arecales, Arecaceae. Gene Ontology annotation, biological process: guard cell differentiation; positive regulation of DNA-templated transcription; stomatal complex development. The record is from RefSeq and is a predicted model, not a curated record. Gene Ontology annotation, cellular component: nucleus. Gene Ontology annotation, molecular function: DNA-binding transcription factor activity; protein dimerization activity.
GUAUGUGCUUUAAACUCUAAACCCUUGAGCUAUUCCUUGUUCCCAUUUUUCACCACACUCACCACUUCCUAGUUUCUAUUGUUUCCUUAUCUCUCUUCCUCUCUAACCUCUCUACCUCUCCUUCUUACCCUAUCUUUUUUUGGUUGCCCUCCAUGCCCAUGGUAUUAAAUUUUUACUUGUAGAUAGAGGAGGCCAACCGAGUCUCAAUAAUGCAGGCAUAGAAAGGAAGUAGGGAAGGAGCAGAGUAAUGAGCGUUGAUUUGCUCCCUCUGCAGCCAUUCUUUGGGUCCAUAUUUAUUAAUAUUCCGAGUGGAUGCUGAGGGACUUUAAGAAGCCCAUUUCUGAUCUGUUUUGUGGAAGAGAAGAGGUUGGGCGGAGAGAUUUUUAAGAAGCAGCGAGUCAGAGGUACUCCCCAACUCCAAUGAAGAGGUCCCAGGACGCAUUAACGCCUUCGUAUGUUCUCAAUUUACUACCCCACUCCGCCCUUCUUAAUGUCUCCUCUCUUUGUUAAGACCCCAUGUUGCAAGAUAUGUGGGAGUUGACUGCCUCUUACAGAGAUUUCAUUUAAUGCAAUGCGAGUGCUAUAUGGGAAAGUUCCGUGUGGUAGAAGAACAAAGGGCUAAACCUUGCUUCUUUUUUUUUUCUUUAUGUAUUCUUUUUUAUCCUCAAUUCCACAUUUCUUCUUGGGUGAGGGUGAGCUCUAAAAAUUCCGUUUUCUAGACAAAAAAAACUCUUUCUCAACUCUGUCCAUUUUAACUGUUCUUUUUUCAUUUUUACGAUUAAUAUCUGGGUAAAAGAUACAGUUGAUUGGAGAAGAGAUGAGCUUGGAGUGCUUGGAACCGGAAGUCCGAAGCCCGAGUUCUGUCACCGAAAUGACCUAUGGGAGCUUAAUUCCAGGCCAUUACCACCACACGCCCUUCCUCCAACUGCUCCAGAGCGCAAUGCAAGCUGAGGAGGAGACGGAAGAACGGGAAGAGCAGCAACUCCCCUUGCAAGUCCUCCAGCAACAGCAACAGCAGCAGCAGCAGCAAGCGCUUUUCACCUCCUUCCCACUGGAAUCCAACCUCCAGCUGCUGCUCCGCCUCCAGAGCCACGAACAUAAUAAGUGGACGGCCGAGAUUGACUCCUCCCGGGCCGCGGAGCAGCUGGAGAGCUGCGUCACCCACGCCUCCGAGUCCCAGGCCGACGCCAGAGGAGUUGAUGGCCACGAACCCGGUCACGACCGCCAAAUCCCCUCUGAAACCACCAGAUCUACGACGGCGGCGGGGUCGAGGGAGCGGACGAAGAGGAAGCGCUCGCGGGCGGCGUCGGUGGCCUCGACGAAGAGUGCGGAGGAGGCGGAGAGCCAGCGGAUGGCGCACAUCGCGGUGGAGCGCAACCGCCGGCAGCUGAUGAACGACCACCUCGCUGCCCUCCGCGCCCUCAUGCCCCCCUCUUUCGUCAAACGAGGGGACCAAGCCUCCAUCAUCGGUGGGGCCAUCGACUUCGUCAAGGAGCUCGAGCAGCUCCUCCUCUUUCUCCAGGCCAAGAAGCGGCUGCGCAUGUCGGCCGCCACCACCGCCGGCACGUCCGCCGCCUCAUCUACAUGCACGACGCUCUCAAGAUCCACCACCAGCGAGGACGAAGGUUGCCCCGUGCCGGCGCCGGCCACCGCCGCGUCGCUGGAGGGCUUCUUCAUCUCGCCGCAGUACACGAGCUACUCGCAGUCCCAGCAGCAGCACCGGCGCGUCAAGGAGGACGGCGAGGAGUCGCCGGCGGCGGAGGAAGGGGUGGACGUGGAGGCGAUUGUGGUGCAAGGGCACGUGAAUCUGAAGGUGGCGGGGCGGCGGCGGGCGGGGCAGCUGGUGCGUGCCAUCUCCGCCCUGGAGGAGCUCCGCCUCUCCGUCCUCCACCUCAACAUCAUCUCUCUCGACCCCUCCUCCAUCGUCUACUCCCUUAACCUCAAAAUGGAGGAGGGGUGCAAGCUUGGGUCGGCAGACGAGAUAGCAACGGCGAUGCAUCAGAUAUUUGGCUACAUCAACGCCUGCCGAUGACGCUGGGUCUUAUCAUGAUAGAGAGAAAGAUGACAUGGGCCAAGGACUUAAGGUGGUCCAGGGCUAUGCUAUUGCUACUGUUGCUGCACUGUGGAGGGGUUUGCAUCCAGGAAGCAGCGGGAGCAGAGCAUGGCAGCAGCUUUUUCC